Messenger RNA from Rodentolepis nana, 951 nucleotides. Lineage: Eukaryota; Metazoa; Platyhelminthes; Cestoda; Cyclophyllidea; Hymenolepididae. The record is from the annotation of a GenBank genome assembly.
AUGUCAUACUCCUUAUUUCGGCGCAGUUCAAUUACAAUACCAACUAACACUGCGACCUCAAACGGUCCUCUGCUCGCGUCUGCUUCGCCUCCCACUCGAUCAUCAAAGCAUUUUCCAAUAAUGUCAAAACCAUUCUCAUCCAACUCUUAUAUUCGUGGUCGGGGUUCUUUCACCGAAAGAAAACCUCCCCAUGUCAUCCUGCCAAUAACUCCAACACCUCCGCCACUACCACCUCCGCCUUCUAAUCCUCAGUUAGCACCAUUAAAGCCUCGAUCCAGAUCUCAGCAAUGGUCGUCUUCAAAGGCUUUUGGAAUAGCCGGACUUGAAAAGUUGCCCGCACCCACCACCACCACCAUCACUGCAGCUGUUAGGCUUGGCAGCCACAGCCAUCAUCGUAAAUUAAAAUCCACCACCUUUGUUUCAGUUCGUUCCCAAUCAGUGAAAGCACCAGCUCAAAGGAAACGCUCUCAAGGACAACCUCCACCACGACCGAUUCACAGACCUCGUCUCAUCGAUGAACGCAAGUCCCGUGAGCAGACGACCGUACCAUCUUCCUCUACCUCAUCACACUCCCAAGGUGGAGAGGAUGGUAAGAUCUCUCCCUUCUCACAACCUCUUCCUGUAAACACCUCAAGUCUUCGUCAAGAUGUCUUUCGUGUCACCAUCUGUGUCUUCCACUCCAGUCUCCUCUUAGUUUCCUACAUAGCUUGGACUACUUUUCUAAUUCUCCUCCUACCUGCCUUCUGCAUAUCCUACUGCAUUCGACAAAUCGGCCUCCUUCUUGCCCAACAUCGACGAUCUAGCCUAGUUGAAACCUUGUCUUCCCUCUCACUACAUUACCUUCAUGGUGAAGAUGCAGGAAGGAACAUUGUGGUAGUCAUCUAUCUUGGUGCCCCUGGGAUUAAGAUUGCUGCAUUGAAGAAACUUCUGGUCAAGCGUAUUUUCUCCACU